AUGGAGACUUCGGAUGAGCAGGUGAAUGAAGCUCAGCUGACGCAGUCUGUGCGUCAGGAGAAAGCACUGUGUGAGACGCCGGGCACGAGCAGGACUUCUACUAGGGGCAGCCUUCGCUUCGGGAGCCUCAGCCAUCAUUCCUUCUUCUCCAGACACAAUCCUCAUCCUCACAGAGUCAGACACAUGCAAGGGUUGAAUGGAAAGCUGGUUUGUAUGGUGAAUGAUGACUGGUAUGGCUUCACUCCGCUCUGCCCGCAUCCACUCAUUAAAAGUCAAGUGUCUGGGAGCCGUUCGUCUGCGUUUCUCACACCUGAGAUCGGCUCGGAUCGCUCUGGACCACGAGCAGCACUGAUUUCUGAAAGCUGGCGUGAGGAACUGAAGGAUUUGGCCACUAAAGUCAGUCUUUCAGCGGUGGCUGAGACCCAGCAGGACAAGAGAGAGAAACUGACAGAUGAGGAAGUUCCUCGCAGGAAGACGCAGUAUUCGGCGCAGUCCGGCCGAAUCAUCCCUGCCUCGUCCUGGGGAGGGAAGAAGCGCAGCAGCAGGACUUCACACAAACGAGCUCAGCGAUGGCAGACACAAACCCUGGAGGGAGUGGAGCUCAAGGUGCUGGAGCUUUUGUGUCAGAUCCUGCAGACUGAUUCUCUCUCGAUGGUUCAGCAGUGGCUUCUGUUGGCGAGUGACAGAGAGAAAGAGCUGGUUCAGGGGUUACUCCAGCAGGCCAUGGCCGACUCCAGCUCUCUGACCCAGCAGACGUCUGGAUCUGAACUUCUGCCUUUGACGUCUGAAGAUCUGCCUGAUCACGUGUUCCUCAACUCGUCUGUCAGCCGAAGGAAGAGCAUUUCACAUCACGAAGACACAUUACAGGACAAACCAGAGCGGAUCGGAGAGGCAGAAGUUCUCACGCUGUACCCAGAAAACACAUAAUGUCGCUGCUGU
Sinocyclocheilus anshuiensis is the source of this 939-nucleotide messenger RNA. RefSeq names its product thymus, brain and testes associated (gene tbata). The transcript has 8 exons. NCBI's taxonomy places the organism in Eukaryota, Metazoa, Chordata, Actinopteri, Cypriniformes, Cyprinidae. The record is from RefSeq and is a predicted model, not a curated record. Bases 1 to 927 code for a protein of 308 amino acids.